AUGGGCAGCUUUCUCUCAGACUUGGUUCAGUAUCAGAAACUAUUUCCAAUGAUUUUUGUAUUGGGAAUUGGUGGAACCUUCUCAUAUGGCUUCCAAGUUUCCAUGAUCAGCUAUCCUUCCAUGUACAUCAAGAACUUCAUCAAUGACACUUGGCAAGAGCGAUACCAUUCUGUCAUCGAUGAGCAGACCCUCAUAUUACUGUGGUCUUUCAUUGUCUCUACCUUUAGCAUUGGGGGAUUCUUGGGAACCAUCAACUCAAGAUACCUGUCUGCAAAAUAUGGAAAAAAGAAAUGUCUAAUGUUCAAUAACCUGCUUCUGAUAGCAGCUGCAUUUUCCUGGGGCUUCAGUAAGAUGGCAAAGUCCUUUGAGAUGAUUUUGAUUGGACGUUUCCUUUGUGGUUUUAAUUCAGGUGUGGGUUGCAGUUUACAUGGCCAGUAUAUGGCAGAAAUUUCCCCUAAGAAGCUGCGUGGAUUUACAAGUGUCACUGUCUUGCUUUUUGCGAACAUGGGGAAAUGCUUAGGGCAAAUUGCAGGACUAAGUGAACUUUUAGGAACUGAAUCCUUGUGGCCUUUACUGAUGGCUAUCAGUGGAAUCGCAGCAUUGGUGCAGCUGGUCACUCUCCCGUUCUUCCCUGAGUCUCCACCCUACCUACUGAUGCAAAAGGGAGACAUGGAAGGCUGCCAGAAAGCUUUGAAGCAGCUUUGGGGUGAAGGGAAUCAUCAAGGAGCAGUAGAUGAUAUGGUGAAGGAGCAGGCUACAACAAAAAAAAAAAUCAAACCCGUGAAUGUCCUGGAACUCCUAAAAGACCGAUCCUUGCGAUUUCAGUUGUAUUUAUUGGUCACUGUUGUUGUUACCAUGCAGCUUAGUGGUGUCAAUGCAAUCUAUUUCUAUGCCUUUGAUGUGUUCCGUACAGCUGGAUUUACUGAAGAUCGUAUCCCCUACAUAUCUCUGGGAGCUGGGAUCUGUGAGUUCUGCGCCUCCAUAAUGUGUAGCUUCAUCAUUGAUAAAUUUGGCAGAAGGAUGCUGCUGUUGUGGGGAUACGCACUGAUGGUUUUGAUGCUCAUGGUCCUCACAACAACUCUCUCCCUGCAGCAUCAGUUCUUCUGGAUGCCCUACUUCAGUAUUGCUCUAAUUUUCUUGUUGAUUAUCAUCUUUGCAACUGGACCAGCUGGAGCUUCAUUCCCACUCAUGCCUGAACUCUUCACCCAGUCAUCCAGAUCAUCCGCAUUAGUGAUUUCCAUGUCUCUACACUGGGUAGGACUCUAUGUGAUCGGGAUGAUUUUCCCAUAUGUAGUGAAAAGCCUCGGUACCUUCUGCUUCCUUAUUUUUGUGGGCUUCAUUUCUAUCUCAUGGAUUCUCAUCUACAGGUUCCUUCCAGAAACAAAAGGCAAAUCAGUCAUGGAAAUCAAAGAGGAAUUCAAUCAUUUAAAUUUCAGGAAGAAAUGUCUCCAGGACAUGGGAGAGAAUCCCUCUGAAAAAUAUACCUCAUGUACCAAGUUAUGACUGGACAGAAGAGGAGUAAUUUCUUAA
Chelonia mydas (Green sea turtle) is the source of this 1530-nucleotide messenger RNA. RefSeq names its product solute carrier family 2, facilitated glucose transporter member 11-like. The record is from RefSeq and is a predicted model, not a curated record. The transcript has 12 exons. Gene Ontology annotation, molecular function: hexose transmembrane transporter activity. NCBI's taxonomy places the organism in Eukaryota, Metazoa, Chordata, Testudines, Cheloniidae. Gene Ontology annotation, biological process: monosaccharide transmembrane transport. Gene Ontology annotation, cellular component: membrane. Bases 1 to 1503 code for a protein of 500 amino acids.